AUGCUACCCUUAUGGAGGAAAUAUGAAGAAAUCACUCCACCAAAGGCGGUUGAUUUCUGUCACAUUACUGAUAACACCUAUGAGUUGAAAGAGGUUAUAAAAAUGGAAGCUGAAAUACUUAAGUCACUAAACUUUGAAAUGGGCAAUCCUCAUGUUAACACAUUUCUAAAUGAGUUUAUUGGGUUUGCAACUGAGAAUCAAAAGACUUCAAAAUUGCAAAUGGAGUUUCUAUGCAAUUACCUUGCUGAGCUAAGCUUGUUGGACUAUGAAUGUAUACGAUUCUUGCCGUCUACUGUUGCUGCAUCUGUUAUAUUUCUUGCCAGAUUUAUUAUUCGACCUGGUGUUCAUCCUUGGGUAAAUAUUCAUCAUUAUUUACUUUAAUCUAUUUGUUUCUGUGAUUGAGUUGGGCAAUAAUUUCUGUGAUUAGAGGACUGAUUACUAGCAUCUUUAUUGGCUUAAUUUAUAGUGUCAUUGUGUUGAAACUGAACCUCACAACUGGUUUAGUCCCUAAUCUCAAUGUUUCAGUUGCACUUCUUGGUUUUGUGUUCAUUAAACUUUGGACUAAGAUUCUUGAGAAAGCAAAUAUUGUUUCAAAACCUUUCACUAGACAGGAGAAUACCAUUAUUCAGACUUGUGCUGUUGCAUGCUACAGUGCUUCUUAUGGAGGUGGUUUUGGGUCUUACCGCCGG
This is a messenger RNA of Lathyrus oleraceus (garden pea), 689 nucleotides long. Its product is annotated as putative cyclin-A3-1. The record is from RefSeq and is a predicted model, not a curated record. The transcript is spliced from 6 exons. Lineage: Eukaryota; Viridiplantae; Streptophyta; Magnoliopsida; Fabales; Fabaceae. The coding region runs from base 1 to 381 and encodes 126 amino acids.